Molecule: messenger RNA, 1690 nt
Organism: Patiria miniata (bat star)
Lineage: Eukaryota; Metazoa; Echinodermata; Asteroidea; Valvatida; Asterinidae
Product: probable NADH dehydrogenase
Exons: 9
Coding region: 194-1579 (461 amino acids)
Molecular function (GO): NADH dehydrogenase activity
Source: RefSeq, a predicted model, not a curated record
AUUCCAUGGAGGUAGGUCUAGGUGUUAAUUCUUACGAAGAGAGAAGCAAUGUCAAUGACGAGAAUGCAAGUGUCAUUUGAAUUGUCUUAGAAGAGUCAUGACAGUUGGAGAAAGACGAGUGGACAAAGUUAAACCACCUUUUGGGAAGAUGCUUAGUUGCAGACAAUAAACGUUAAGGAGCAGAUAGCUCAACAUGAGAGGACUAGUGUGGAGCAGAUCAGGACUUGCUUGGAGAGCAGUAGCGCUUUCCUCAUCUUAUCCUGUGGAAAAUCCUCUGAAAAUCUUUCCCAAAUCAGUCCUUCGAAGAUGUGCCAGCCAGUCGGCAGUAUCAAACGGAGGUCCCGAAAGGCAGAAGCUGUUGAUAUUGGGGACUGGGUGGAGCAGCUACAGUGUGCUCAAGACCAUAGACAAGGAGCAGUUUGAUGUCAUCGUUGUCAGUCCUCGCAACCACUUCCUCUUUACGCCACUGCUGGCGAGUACGACGGUUGGCACUCUUGAAUUCAGGAGCAUCAUUGAACCAGUGAGGAACACCGGCUUCAGGAAAACUGAUCACUUUCAUUUGAGCGAAGCUGUUGGUCUGGACGUUGACAAGAAGGAGUUGCAUUGUCAGAGCGUGAUUAAACCAGACAUGACGUACGCCCUCAGUUAUGAUAAGCUGGUCAUUGGGGUCGGUGCUGUCAGUAAUACCUUUGGCGUCCCGGGGGUGACAGAACAUGCUUUCUUCCUCAAGGAGAUACGCGAUGCCCGUGCCAUCAGAAAUCGCAUCCUUAACAACUUUGAGUAUGCUCUGCAUCCCAGCAUCUCGCAAGAAGAUCGGGAGAAAUUGCUCCACAUUGUCAUCGUGGGCGGGGGACCGACCGGGGUGGAAUUUGGGGCGGAGCUGUAUGAUUUUGUCAGGGAGGAUGUUUCCCGUCUCUACAAGGAGGAGCGAGCCCUGAUCCGCGUCUCCCUCAUCGAGGGUCGACAGAUCCUGUCCUCCUUCACCCCAAAACAGCAAGAGUAUGCCACGGCCAAGAUACGCAGCAGGGGGCAGAUGGAGCUGAUCACCGCCAACGUGACGGAAGUCAGAGCGGAUGGGGUCACCCUCAGCGACGGCAGGAACCUCCCCAGUGAGCUUGUGGUUUGGUCCACGGGACUCUACCCAAGGCCCUUUGUGAAGCAGCUUCCAUUUGCCAAGAAUCAACAAGGCCAGCUUCUUACCGAUGAGCACUUGAGGGUCCUGGAUGACCACAGCGGCAGCAUCUAUGCCAUCGGUGACUGCGCUGACAUACAGAACCUCAGCCUGCCCUGUACAGCACAGGUUGCAGAGAGACAAGGCAGGUAUGUGGCUCAGUCCCUCGGCAAGAACUCAGGGGAGGAUUGCCCUCCGUUCCAGUACCAGAAUAUGGGUAUGCUGGCCUAUGUAGGAAACUACAAGGGGCUGACUAACACACCGGUCCUCAAGAAUCAAGGGUUCUACUCCUGGCUGCUGUGGCGGUCUGCGUACCUCACCCGUCUGGGUAGUUGGAGACUACGGAUGCAGGUUCCCAUUGACUGGACCAAGACGUUGUUAUUUGGCAGAGACAUCUCUAGAUUCUAGGCUUAAAAUUAGGGAUUUUAAGGAUUGGACGUAGUUGUAUGGGCAGGGAUUGAAAAUGAGAGGUGCCUUUUUGUCUUCUUUUAGGAAUACACCCAAAAGAAUUUAUACAAA